Molecule: messenger RNA, 2439 nt
Organism: Anolis carolinensis (green anole)
Lineage: Eukaryota; Metazoa; Chordata; Lepidosauria; Squamata; Anolidae
Gene: arid3a
Product: AT-rich interaction domain 3A
Exons: 9
Coding region: 550-2295 (581 amino acids)
Biological process (GO): regulation of transcription by RNA polymerase II
Cellular component (GO): nucleus
Molecular function (GO): DNA binding
Source: RefSeq, a predicted model, not a curated record
AUUAUUACAUUAUUAUUAUUAUUAUUUUGGUUCGGUUUAGCUUUCCUUCUGUUGCAUCUCGGAUGAGAACUCUAGAGUGGUGUGUAUUCCGGGCCUUUUGCUUUGCAGCCAAUCGGGUGCCAGUAGGGGCGGGGCUUGGGGGAAGGAGAGCCUUCUGAUUGGCUGCAGGUGUCCGUCGGUAUUCUGCGGCAGUUAAAUUGCGUGGGAAGUGGAAUCCGGAGCGAAUUUUCUACAUCGGAUUUAAAUGGAUUUUAAAUGGAUUUCUACAUUGAAUUGAACCACUUCCCGUCAAAUCGUGGCUUCUUGGCAUGCAACUUGGGCCUUCCCCUGAGACCUAGAUGAAGAGGAAGAAGGAACGGACGGGAAGUCGGGCGGCGGAGGCGGAGCCGUGUUGUCCGUGAAGCGAGACGUGUCCGGGUUUGGAAGAGAGACCGCACGGGAGAGACCACGGCGCUAAGCCCCGCCCCUCCCAGCCCAGGAUCCUCCCCUUUGGGGCGUGGCCCCGCCCCUUUGUCCCACCCGCCGCCGUUGCCCCCUGCUGGCCGGGCCAUGAAGCUGCAGGCGGUGAUGGAGAACCUCCAGCGGCAGCAGCAGGCCCGGCUGCAGCAGGAGAUGGAGGCGCGGCAACAACAACAACAACAGACCACGGCAGUGGCGGCGGCAACAACGGUGGUGGCCACGGAAGACCCCCCUCGAGGCGGGCCGGACGCCGGCGCGGAACCCGAAAGCGCCAGGAUGCAGCGGGCACAGAUGGAAGCCCUGGCGGCCAUGCGGGCGGCGGCGGCCGGGCUCGCGGAGGAUGACGGGCGCUCGUCGUCAUUGUCGUCGGAGGCCGAAGGAAGGGAGGAAGGCGAGGACGAGGAGGCUGAGUAUCCGCCGGGAAUGGGCUCCGAAGAAGAGGAGGCCAUGCUGAAGGGCCGGUGGGGCGACGAGGAGGAUUUCGAGGAUGAAGAGGAGGACGAGGAGGAGGAGGAGGACUACGACGAGGAAGAGGAGGGUGAGGAGAUGCCGGAGGAAGGCCUUGGGGGUCCCCCUGGGGGUCCGGCCUCCCGCUCCGGCCCGGUGCUCCUCCGCAAGCAGCCGGCCCCACAGCCCUACCGCAGGGAGCCCUCUCCCCGGACGGCGGGGGUCUCCUCCGAACGCCUGCCCCCCGGAGCGGCCCCCCAGGCCCUGUCCCAGCCGCAGCCCCCCGCCCUGGACCACGGGGACUGGACCUACGAGGAGCAGUUCAAGCAGCUUUACGAACUCGACGGAGACCCCAAGCGAAAGGAAUUCUUGGACGACCUCUUCAGCUUCAUGCAGAAGCGAGGGACGCCGGUCAACCGCAUCCCCAUCAUGGCCAAGCAGGUGCUGGACCUCUACAUGCUCUACGUCCUGGUGACCGAGAAGGGCGGCCUGGUGGAGGUCAUCAACAAGAAGCUCUGGCGGGAGAUCACCAAGGGCCUCAGCCUGCCCACCUCCAUCACCAGCGCCGCCUUCACCCUCCGCACCCAGUACAUGAAGUAUCUGUACCCGUACGAGUGCGAGAAGCGGGGGCUGAGCAACCCCAACGAGCUGCAGGCCGCCAUCGACAGCAACCGGCGGGAAGGCCGGCGCCAGGGAUUCGGGGGGUCCCUCUUCGCCUACUCCCCCGGCAGCACCCACUCCGUCAUGGCCUCCCCCAAGAUCCAGGGCAUGGCCGCCGCCGCCACCACCGCCACCAACGGGAGCCCCGGCACUCCCAAAAUCAAGAAAGAGGAGGACACCUCGGCCCUCCCCAUCGCGCUCCCCACCCGGCUCCCGGUCUCGCUGGCCGGACACUCGGCCGUCCAGGCGGUGGCGGCGGCGCAGGCGGCGGCGUUGGAGCAGCUGCGGGAGAAGCUGGAGUCCGGAGAGCCACCCGAGAAGAAGGUGGCGCUGGCCGAGGAGCAGCAGCGCCUGAUGCAGAGGGCCCUCCAGCAGAACCUCCUGGCCAUGGCCGGGCAGCUGCCCAUGAGCCUGCGCAUCAGCGGGAGUGGCAGUGCCAGCCAGGGACGCCGUUCGCCAGAAAACCGUCAGGACUCUGCGGCAAACCUUGCCACCAACGGCACCAACAGCAUCAGCAUGUCGGUGGAAAUCAACGGGAUCGUCUACACAGGUGUGUUGUUCGCCCAGACACCGGAUGCCCCGCUCGGCAAAGGCGGCACCAACAGCGGGCAACAUCCCAGCAGUGGUGCCACCACCUCCUCCGCCAUCCCGGCGCCCGCAGCGGGGACUCCUCCGGCCGGCCUUCCCACGGCCCCCACAUCUACCUCAAGCAACUCCUCGUCGCCUUAAAACCUCCUCGCCCUUCAACGCCACGUCCCGAUUCGGGCAAGGCCGCGUUCAGUGGGCACCCUCUACCCUUCCCCAGUUGCAUUCAGGAAAGUGUGCGUUUGUGUGUGUGUGUGCGCGUGUGUGUGUUUUUGUGGAGGGGGUGAA